AUGUUGAAAGCGAAGAUUAUCACCAAGUCAGUCUUGAAACACCUCGACCCAGAACGUACUCCCGCCAUUGCGGCAUUGAUGCAGGAACACGAAGGUGCAUGCCAUCCGGUGACCUUCACCAGUCGCACGCUGAAGGCAAAUGAACUCAAUUAUAGAGUGGUGGAUAAAGAGGUAUUGGCUCUUCUGCGGAUCUUGGAUGUCUGUUACUCACAACUGGUAACCAGAUCGAUCAAGGUCCUGUCGCGAUUCUCAACCUUGGCCUGGAUGCUCAAGUCGAACGGUAGGUGGGCAACACCGCUGUCGGGAUGGACGUUGGGGAUCACCAAAUGUGUAAAAGGUGAAGAAGAAAGCCUUGGAAUAAUCGCAGCUAGCAUCACUCCCAGACCCGAUGUGGAUGCAGCCCUAGUCGCGAUAGCACCAAAGAAAGAGCCACGCAAAAUGAUCACCGUGUCUCCACCGACGAUCGAACAGGACGAGGACAUCUUGGUGAGAGACGACGUGACGCACCGAAAACGAUGGAAGAAUCUAUCAUACAACGCUCAGGAAAAAGAAAAACGGAUUGCAGACCUGAAGAAGUACCUGGACGGGGAGGUGAAUGCCUUGACGUCAAAAAAGGAGAAGACAUGUUCGAAGAUUGCUGCGAAUUAUGAAGUAGACAAAAAUGGGCUGCUCUUCUUUUGCCGCAAAACGCUGCAACGAGACGAAGACCGCGAUGGCAUCGUCAGAAUGGUAGUACUCGAUAGCUUGCAGCAAGAUUUCCUUCAUCAUUAUCAUGCCAGUCUAGAAGGAGGUCACCAAGGUGUCGGAAGAAAGUACUGGAGGAUCCAAGCGAACUUCCACUGGCGUGGGUUGUAUCGAAGUGUACAACGAUACGUGGGGGAGUGCACCGAUUAUGAAACCUGGAAGGGAAAGCCAACGGGUCAGGGAGAGUCACCAGGGAAUAUACAGGGUACGUACCCUUUUGAGGUGAUCUCCAUGGACCACAUUUCGUCAUUGCCGAAGCCAUUCAAGGGGAAUACCAAACUGCUGAUUUGGGGCGUCUUGUUCACGGGCUAUGUAAUCACCAAAGCUGGACCGUCGAGAGAGGCGUAG
This is a messenger RNA of Phytophthora megakarya, 1092 nucleotides long. NCBI's taxonomy places the organism in Eukaryota, Oomycota, Peronosporomycetes, Peronosporales, Peronosporaceae. The record is from the annotation of a GenBank genome assembly.